This is a messenger RNA of Candidozyma duobushaemuli, 1557 nucleotides long. Its product is annotated as bifunctional choline kinase/ethanolamine kinase. The record is from RefSeq and is a predicted model, not a curated record. The transcript is spliced from 2 exons. Gene Ontology annotation, biological process: phosphatidylethanolamine biosynthetic process; phosphatidylcholine biosynthetic process. Bases 1 to 1557 code for a protein of 518 amino acids. NCBI's taxonomy places the organism in Eukaryota, Fungi, Ascomycota, Pichiomycetes, Serinales, Metschnikowiaceae. Gene Ontology annotation, molecular function: choline kinase activity; ethanolamine kinase activity. Gene Ontology annotation, cellular component: cytoplasm.
AUGGACAUCACGCCGUACGAAACCACACGGUCUCGUUCUCGAUCUCGAUCCAGAACUAGAAACUCGACCGCCAAUUCUCGCUCAACCUCUGCCACAAGAAGACCCAGUUUGGGGUCACGGAAAUCGAUUUCAUCCUCCUCCUUGAACAGCCUUACCUUAACUCAACAGCAUUUCGACAAUGGCGGGGAAAUGACCAUUCCCUCGGUGCUGGUCACACUAGAUAACACGUUGCCUUACGAUUUCUUCAAGCAGGAGCUCAUUGCGCUCAUUAGAGCCCUUAGAAUCAGCAAAUGGCAUAAGAAGUGGUUGACGGUGAACAAUGUCGUGGUGACUCGUAUCUCCGGUGCAUUAACAAACAGCAUUUACAAAGUGGAGCUCAAGGACCCGGCCUUCACCGCUCCUUCUUUGUUGUUACGUGUCUAUGGUAAGAACGUGGACUCCAUUAUCGACAGAGACUACGAGCUCAGCAUUUUGGUCAAGCUCUCCCCUAAAAAGAUUGGCCCCAAGCUCUUGGGUAUCUUCACUAAUGGCCGUUUCGAGCAGUUUUUGGAGGGCUUUGUCACCAUGACCAAGGAGGACGUUAGAAGCCCCGUGAUAUCCCUGAUGAUCGGGCGUAGAAUGAAAGAUUUGCAUUACAAGAUCGAUUUGGACGAUAGAGACAAGGCGUUGAACGAGAUCAACGAUAUCGUGCUUUUGCCAUGGCCCAAGUUCAAGGAGUUGGUGUUCAAGUACAGAGACUGGCUCUUUGCCAAGUAUGACUCGGAGAAAUUUUCUGAGAACUACAAGUUCUGUCACAAUGACACUCAGUACGGUAACUUGCUUUUGAGAAACACCUUUGACCCCGAGCAGGUGAUCCAACAGCCUUCUGACGGAGCCAUUAUGAACACCAAUACCAAGAGAGACAACGAUUUGGCCGUCAUUGAUUUCGAGUAUUCGGGCGCCAAUUUCCCCGCCUACGACAUUGCUGACCACUUUGCCGAAUGGAUGUCUGAUUACACUGACGCCAAGCAGCCACACUUUAUUCAUGAGGAGGCGUAUCCUAAACAGGCUGAGCAGCUCAACUUGCUCAAGUCGUACACCGAGUAUGAUUUCCGCAUCCCCACCUCCAAUUUGAAGACCAAAACGAAGCCAUCAGUCAACGAGAGCGACGUGACGUUGAUGCAAGAGUACGAAGUCAAGAAACUCUACAACGAGGUUGUGUUCUGGCGUGCCACCGUUCAAUUUUUCUGGUCCAUUUGGGGCCUUCUCCAGAACGGGCCGCCAAAGAAGUCGGAUGUCGGCUUGUUGGGCUUCAACUCCGAGGAGAAGGGUGUCAACUCUACUUUCAAGAUCACCACCGGAAUGGACGCCUUGUCUGUUGACGACUCGGCGAUUGUCGAGGACGAUGGCGUCAUCGCCUCCAAUGACGACGACUUUGACUACCUCAAGUACUCACAACAGAAAGCUGCGUUGAUUGUGGGAGACAUGAUCUCGUUUGGACUCUUGAGCAUCAACGACAUUCGCCCUGAGCACCACAACCUCAUCAAGUUCCUUGAUACCCGUACCUUUGAUAUUUAG